UCCCCGCCAAUGAAAAUGCACAAAAGCGUGAAGGGGAGAGAGGCAGAGUAAGGACUCCGUGAGAUACAAAGAGGGAGCCAAAUCCCACACAGACAGACACAACACCAGUUUGGGCGAGCAGAAAGGGCUGUCACAUUUCCCUCUCACCUGCAAACGUGAUUGAGUGAUUGUGGGUGUUUGUAUCAGUGGGUGUGUGUGUCAUGCAUGACACUCUCAUACUGUCCACGGGUAUGCUGACUCCACUUUCGUGGAAUUAAUUACGAGCGUGUAAUCUUGGCUCGUGCAACAUCACGCACACUCAAAACCGUGCAGCACAGCAUCCAGAGCGCAGCAGGCAUCCAAGUAUCUCAGAGAAGACCAGUCUCUGUCAUUGCCUUCUGAGAGAGAACAAGUGACUCGUACACCUUCCCACAGUUUUUUGCUGGGAACUCUUUACAAGCACUGGACGCAUUUUCUCACUGUUUUCCACCUCGAUCUCUAUGGAACAGGUGUUUUGCGCAGAAAUAUCUAUUUUAUUCCUGAUCUGCCUUCAAAAGACUUUUGACCAGUCCAAGACAUCGAUCGUCAACUCUAUCUAAAGUCAUCAACGCCAAGAAGUAAGAUGGAUAACAGUCCUGGUGGAGGAGUCAUCCUGUAUGCAGGAUCCUCUGGCAGUUCAAGCCCAAGCCCUGGUAGCCCCUCUAGUGGGUACCAGACACAGUCACCUUCAUCAUCACACUCCCAGCCUUCGUCUCCAGAGGAGGUUACUUUCACUGAAAUUGGGGCACUGAAGAAGGGGAGGACAGGUCGGUGCAACACUCCAUCCUCCAAACUGGUGUUCCAGUUCCCAGAUGUCUACAACAGCCCCUCAGGAGCAGCUACUCCACAGCAUUCCUAUGCACACCCCUUCGCAGGAAAGAGGCCCUGCGGGUUUGCCGGAGCUUUCACCAAAACAGGUGGAAUGGUCCUUCUUUGCAAAGUUUGUGGUGACAUCGCAUCUGGAUUCCACUAUGGAGUGCAUGCAUGCGAGGGCUGCAAGGGUUUUUUCCGCCGUAGCAUCCAGCAGAACAUCAACUACAAGAUGUGCGUCAAGAAUGAAAACUGUCUGAUUAUGCGCAUGAACCGUAACCGGUGCCAGCACUGCCGUUUCAAGAAAUGCCUCGCCGUUGGAAUGUCAAGAGACGCCGUGCGUUUUGGCCGUAUCCCAAAGAGAGAAAAACAGAGGCUUCUUGAAGAGAUGCAGAGCUACAUGAACAGUCUAAAUGAGUCGGGCGCCAUGGAGGUGGACCCUUCACCACGGGAUAAUCUCAUCAGCACAGAUGAUUGUAACUCAAAAGAGGCCAUCGGGGCCAUUUCCAGAGCCUACCGUGACAUCUUCACCAGCAACAGCAGCAACCACGAACGAUCAUCCAGCAGGGCCAACAUCACCAACAACAACAACAACAACACGUUGCCGUUUUCUCAGGAUGCUAGUUUUCUUCAAGUGUCAUCUCACCCCAGUCUUGCCCAGAGUUAUCAGUCUUGCCCUGUUGCCCCUGCUACAGUAUGCCCUGUUGCCUCUAAUCACAACCAGCAUUCAUUUCCCAAUGUGGACAACAAUCACUAUUCCCAUUCAGUAUCAACAAAUCAGAAUCAUAACCAGUCAAAUGCUGCAACAUCUCAAAGGAGCACCUCUGCCAACCAUAACAAUGGAGGUGUCCAAAACCAGUCAACUUGCCCAUGGAAAUUAGCACCAGGUGCUAAAGUGCUGGCCUGUCCUCUUAAUGCAUGCCCUGUGUCAGGGUCAGAACGCUCAAGUCAAGAAAUAUGGGAGUCCUUCUCUCAGUGUUUCACCCCUGCUGUCAAGGAGGUGGUAGAGUUUGCCAAGGGCAUCCCUGGAUUCCUAGAGCUAAGCCAGCAAGACCAAGUCAUGUUGCUAAAAUCCGGCACCUUCCAGGUUCUUAUGGUAAGGUUUUGUAGCUUGUUCAAUGCGGCGGAACGUACAGUGACCUUCUUGAACGGCCAAACGUACCCUCUGUCUACUUUGCGGGCCUUGGGCAUGGGCUCGCUGUUGGAUGCAAUGUUUGAAUUUAGCGACAAGUUGGGAUCCCUGGGGCUAGAGCCAGACGAGAUGGCCCUCUUCAUGGCUGUUGUGCUAGUAUCUGCAGACCGCUCUGGCAUCUCGGACAUGGGAGCUGUGGAGCAGCUACAGGAGGGUCUCAUCCGUGCCCUUCGGUCACUGAUCACACGCCGCCGCCCAGAUGACUCAGCACUCUUCCCCAAACUGCUUUUGCGCCUGCCAGACCUGAGAACCCUCAACAAUCUGCACUCUGAGAAACUUUUGGCCUUUCGCAUUGACCCAUGAGCGGGCACCUGCAGAAACUUUUUUAUUAGAGAGAAAAAAAUGUUGAGAAACUGGUUUUGAAUGAAAUGAAAGUAUGUAUAGAAAUAGACACAACUUUGAUCUUCAACGGGCAGGGCUUCCUUUAAAAUUGAUGAUCGAGGACUUAUGCAAUCUGUGUAGUGUUUUUGAUGAAGAUGAAUGACAGCUGUGAACAAAUUCUUUACUCACAUUUGAUCUUCAUAUGAAAUGUAAAAUUACAAACAAAACAAGCUCAUGUACAUACAUAAACCUAAACACCUCAUCAGCCAAAUUGUUACAGGAUAGGAAAUUGAAAAAAAAAGAUGAAUGAAUGAAUAGUAGUAGUGUUAUUAUUGCCAAUGUGGACUGAUCAUUUGCUCCUUUGCUCAUUACACACACUGUAAUUAAGAAUCAAAGCCAGCUCACUUCUGUGUAUUUCAUCAGUUGUACAUCAUUAGGCCGUUACUAAGCAGCGGAUGAAGGAUGACUACUGUAGCUCAAAAAACUUAAUAUUUUGGGACCAUUGGUGAUAUUUGCCUGUGUCUUUUAGUUUGUAAUUAAGAGAAAGGGAACGUGUAUAUAUAUAAAUGCAUAGUAAAACCUGAAAUUAUUAUAGCACAUUGUGUAUCACUGUUUCACGAACAUGCCGUCUACAUUAGUACAGGAACAACAGCACAGUUUAAUGUCUCACUCGUAAAACAACAGGAUGUUUUAUAAACAUUUUUUUAUGAAUCUUCCAGAAAUAAUCAGAAACACCUAUAUUACAAUUUCAUGAACCCAUGGGAUUUUACAUAAUUGGUUUCUAAAUACAUUUUGUCUGUGUCACUGUAUUGUAUCUCUCCUGGACUGAGGGAGAUGCUCCAUGCAAACUGAAGUAUAUUUGUUUAUAAUUGUUGCUGUAAAUAUCAUGUUACCCAAAUAUCAAUGUAUUAUUUGCUAAAGAGAUUUAAUGGUUCUGACAUACUUUAAGAGUUUGGUGUAAAGAAUGUACUGGCCUUCAUAUGAAGGGGUCUGGCUAUGCCACGGAGGCUUUGCACGGAAUACUGUACAGUAGAGAUUCUCAGAUGGUUUUGGGACACUUCCUGAUAUAAGAUAAUGUAACCAACCAGCAUAAUCCAUGAAAAUCACCAGCACUCACUCCACAUGCACCUUUCCUCCGGCCCCAAUGUUUGUCAUACAAACACGAGGUAUAUAUUUCUGUGAGAGAUCUAAUUUUCAUUGGCUCUCUCACGUUUACUGUGUUUGAUUAUGGCUGAUUGAACAUAUGUUGUACAUUUUGUAAUUCUCUUUCUUCCUAAAUAGAAAUGAUGCAAUUAUAUAAAGUUCAAACAAUGUA
Molecule: messenger RNA, 3656 nt
Organism: Cololabis saira (Pacific saury)
Lineage: Eukaryota; Metazoa; Chordata; Actinopteri; Beloniformes; Belonidae
Product: nuclear receptor subfamily 1 group D member 2-like
Exons: 8
Coding region: 602-2323 (573 amino acids)
Biological process (GO): positive regulation of transcription by RNA polymerase II; hormone-mediated signaling pathway; negative regulation of transcription by RNA polymerase II
Molecular function (GO): RNA polymerase II cis-regulatory region sequence-specific DNA binding; zinc ion binding; nuclear receptor activity
Source: RefSeq, a predicted model, not a curated record